GACUUUCCCUCAGCCCAUUGCAAAGGCUAGCCCACUAUGCGGAGCGCAUCCCUCCAAGCUUUGCUGCUGUCCGGUGCAGCUAUUGUUCCACUUGCUACCGCCGCGGAAUCUUCUCGCCCUCGUGGAGUUGGCCCGGAAUUUGCAAAGUUCUACAAGGACCCUGACCAUUUUACUUGCAUCUCCAACCCCUCCCUCCAGCUCUCGCUGUCGCAGAUCAACGACGAUUACUGCGACUGCCCCGAUGGCUCCGACGAGCCUGGCACCGCCGCCUGCUCUUACCUCUCUCCACUUUCCCCCCACUCUGCGGACGACAUCACCAGUGAUGAUAUAAAUACCACAAUUGCCUUGCCCGGGUUUUAUUGCAAGAACAAGGGUCAUAUUCCAAGCUACGUCCCGUUCACAAGCGUCAAUGAUGGCAUUUGUGACUACCAGGCUUGUUGUGAUGGCAGUGAUGAAUGGGAAGGGGUAGGUGGUGUCAAAUGUCCCGAUAAGUGUAAGGAGAUUGGCAAGGAAUGGCGUGCUCAGGACGAGCAGAGACAAAAGUCAUUGAGUGCCGCCAACAGGAAGAGGAAGGAGCUCGUAGCGGAGGCCGCUAGGCUGAAGAAAGAGGUCGAGGACCGCAUUUCUACGCUUGGAACUCAGGUUGAAGGCCAUGAGAUCAAAGUUGCCAAUCUGCAGAAGGAACUUGCUGAAACGGAAAGGCGGGAGAGGAGCAAGGUUGUCAAGGGGCCCAAGGGUGGUGACAAGGCCUCUGAGCUGGCUGGUCUGGCUCGUCAAAGGAUGGAUGAGCUCCGUGAGUCUCUAAAGAGGGUGCGCGAGGAGCGUGAUUCCACCCGUGAGAGAGUCAAGCAGCUCGAGGAGGUCCUCUCUCGAUUCAGCGAAGAGUACAACCCCAACUUCAACGACGAGGGCGUCAAACGCGCCGUCAAGUCUUGGCUGGAUUAUGCCGCCAGCGGCAAGGCCCCGGACACCGAUGCCGCACGCGAGCGUGACCUUGACCAAGCCUUGAAAGCCGACAGCGAGAACGGCCUCAAGUGGGAGGAUUUCGAAAACCUUGGGCAAGUCGAGGCAGAGCUGGUCUACCAAUUCGAGGAACUUCUUCCUGAGCCCCUUCGCAGCUGGGUUGACCAGAAGCUGCGCGAUGCCCGCGUGUGGCUGAUUGAAAAUGGCUUGCUUGCCGACAACAAGGAAGCGACUGGCACCGAGUCCAAGGAGGUGACAGAAGCCAAAUCGCGCCUCAGCUCGGCCGAGAAAGACCUUAACAACGACCGUAAGGACCUUGAGAAUCACAAGAGCGAUCUCGAAAAGGACUAUGGUGAGGAUGGUGUGUUCCGCGCACUCAAGGAUCAAUGCAUCAGCCAAGACAGCGGUGAGUACACGUACGAACUCUGCUGGAUGGGCAAGACGACGCAGAAGCCGAAGAAGGGCGGUGCAAACACUGGAAUGGGCAACUUUGCGCGCUUUGAGACCGUCACCGUUGAUGAGGACGUAAGCCCUGACGGCAAGGGCCUGGGCUCCGGCGAGCGUAUCGCUCUUAAGUACGAGAACGGCCAGCACUGCUGGAACGGACCGAACCGGAGCACGACCGUUAUCCUGGCCUGCGCCGAGAAGGACGAGAUCUGGAAGAUCAGAGAGGAGGAGAAGUGUGUGUACAGGAUGGAGGUGGGCACACCGGCGGUGUGCAAGGCUCAGGCCCAAGCCCAAGCUGCCGCGCAGGAGAAAAAGGUCAGGGAUGAGCUAUGAGGGUACGGAAUAAGCUGAGAGACGAGUCAUGAGGAUGCGGUGUUGUUGCGUAGAUUAUCAGCCAUCUGUGGAUAUAACUAGACGAGAGAGGCCUUGCGAUGCUAGAAGGCGCGGGUACGUACGAACAAUCCUUGGUUUGCACGCAGCGCAAACGACGCCCCGCCA
Molecule: messenger RNA, 1908 nt
Organism: Aplosporella prunicola CBS 121167
Lineage: Eukaryota; Fungi; Ascomycota; Dothideomycetes; Botryosphaeriales; Aplosporellaceae
Exons: 3
Coding region: 37-1743 (568 amino acids)
Biological process (GO): N-glycan processing
Cellular component (GO): glucosidase II complex
Source: RefSeq, a predicted model, not a curated record